This is a messenger RNA of Psylliodes chrysocephalus, 960 nucleotides long. The record is from the annotation of a GenBank genome assembly. Lineage: Eukaryota; Metazoa; Arthropoda; Insecta; Coleoptera; Chrysomelidae.
AUGCCUCACGUGGAAAUUAUUUUUAACCAAUUAAAAAAAGUAUGCACAGAUUCUGUUAUGGUCAAGAAAGAUUUGGAGAAUUUCGAAGCAGCAAUUCAAGUUAUACGGGAACAAAUGGACAGCAUUAUUGAUAAUAUUCAAGGAGAAAUAAACACGUCGGAAGGAGAAACUAGUGAAUCAAUAAAAAAAAAGGCACAAAUUGAAGAGAACAGCAGAAAACGCGAAGCCUUAGAAAUAUGCGAUGCCGUUUUAUUGCAAAUAAAAACAAGGUUUAGUUCUUCACAGGUAAUGUCGAUGCAUUCAAGUGUAUCUCUAAGGUAUUUUUGUAUUUCUAAAGUAUUAGUAUCUAAAGAGAAUGGUUUUAUAAACAGAUUGGCUUUAGAAGUCAAGUCUUUUGAGUAUGCUUUGAUUGUAUCAGAAAAGAUGGUUUGUGUCAAAGCAUUUGCCAGCAUUCAUGCAGUUACAUUGCCCAGCCUAAAAAGAAUUCAGUUGUCAAUAGUAGAAAAAGGUUGUGCAACCAGAGAUAUGAGGGACAAACAUACUUGCUGCCCUAGAAACUAUAGCAAAGAAGCUACUAUCCUCAUUAUGAAUCAUGUACCAGUGAAAGAUAUGCACAAGACUUUUCUACAGGGGUACUACCUUAACGUUCCCUACAAAAUGUACUGGAAAAUCUUUAAAACUAAAUUUAAUAUUAAGUUUGGUUAUCCCCGUUCAGACACAUGUGCAGAAUGUGACAAAUAUCAGCAUACCUUGAGCAAUAAGAGCAUUUCGGACGCCGAUAAAGCAUCUUGCAAAAUGCUGCAAAAAGCUGCAGUAUUCACCAGCAAAAAACGUGCCUACAAAGAACAGGCUAGAGCAGGCGAAAUUUCUUGUAUUACUGCCACACAUUCCUUCCAAUCCAGUAUUUUUUGCAAGACAAAUAUGGUAUUACGUGUUUGGAAUCCAAGAUUUAGGCAGUAA